AUGACAAAUGAUAAUCUAGGCUCUUUUGCUGAGAUUCCCAAGAGCCUGUUGGCGGAGAUCAAGGCUCUGGAAGAGAUGCUGACUGUCCCCACGGCAAAGCUGAAGGAAAUCACUGACCACUUCGUCAAAGAACUGGACAAGGGUCUGAGCGUCGAGGGUGGCAGUAUUCCCAUGAACCCCACCUGGGUCAUGUCAUUUCCCGAUGGAUACGAAACUGGCACGUUCCUGGCUCUGGAUAUGGGCGGCACCAACUUGCGUGUGUGCGAGAUCACUUUGACAGAGGCCAAGUCGGAAUUCGACAUCAUCCAGUCCAAAUACCGCAUGCCCGAGGAGCUCAAGACUGGUUCCUCCGAGGAGCUUUGGGAAUACAUUGCCGACUGCCUGUCCCAGUUCAUCGAGACUCACCACGGCACAACCAACCUGGAGGCGCUUCCCUUGGGCUUCACCUUCUCCUACCCUGCAACUCAGAACUACAUCGAUGAGGGUAUCUUGCAGCGGUGGACCAAGGGCUUCGACAUUGAUGGGGUUGAGGGCAAGAACGUUGUCCCCAUGUUUGAGGCUGCCCUGGCUGCCCGAGGAGUUCCUAUCAAGCUCUCCGCACUAAUCAACGACACCACCGGUACUCUGAUCGCCUCUGCCUACACUGAUACUAAGAUGAAGAUUGGCUGCAUCUUCGGUACCGGUUGCAAUGCUGCCUAUAUGGAAGAUCUCGGCUCUAUCCCCAAGCUUGCCCAUAUGAACCUGCCUCCUGACACACCCAUGGCCAUCAACUGCGAGUGGGGUGCCUUUGACAACGAGCACAAGGUUCUGCCUCGGACCAAGUACGAUAUCAUAAUCGACAAGGAUUCUCCCCGUCCCGGGCAGCAAGCCUUCGAGAAGAUGAUCGCUGGUCUGUAUCUGGGCGAGAUCUUCCGUCUGAUCAUGGUCGACCUUCAUGACAACCAUGAGUCCGGUAUCUUUGCCGGCCAGGACAUCUCGAAGCUGCACAAGCCCUACAGUCUGGAUUCGUCUUUCCUAUCUGCCAUUGAAGAUGACCCCUUUGAGAACCUUCAGGAGACAUUCGACCUUUUCCUGGACAAGCUCGAUCUCAAGCCCAACCCGUCCGAGCUCGAGCUCAUCCGCAGAACAGCUGAGCUCAUCGGGACUCGGGCUGCUCGCCUCUCCGCUUGUGGUGUCGCCGCUAUCUGCAAGAAGAAGAACUACGAGAGUGCCCACGUCGGCGCCGACGGCUCCGUCUUCAACAAGUACCCCCACUUCAAGAAGCGCGGCGCCCAGGCCCUCCGCGAGAUUCUGGACUGGGCUCCUAAGACCAAUCGUCGCGAUGAGGACCCCGUCGAGAUCCUGGCCGCCGAGGACGGUUCCGGUGUUGGCGCCGCACUCAUCGCGGCACUCACGCUGAAGCGUGUCAAGCAGGGCAAUAUGGCGGGUAUCUUGCAUCCAGAGAAUUUUGCGUAG
Messenger RNA from Cryphonectria parasitica EP155, 1455 nucleotides. RefSeq lists its product as uncharacterized. The transcript is spliced from 5 exons. Gene Ontology annotation, cellular component: cytosol; mitochondrion. Gene Ontology annotation, biological process: glycolytic process; glucose 6-phosphate metabolic process; intracellular glucose homeostasis. Gene Ontology annotation, molecular function: ATP binding; glucokinase activity; fructokinase activity. Bases 1 to 1455 code for a protein of 484 amino acids. NCBI's taxonomy places the organism in Eukaryota, Fungi, Ascomycota, Sordariomycetes, Diaporthales, Cryphonectriaceae. The record is from RefSeq and is a predicted model, not a curated record.